AUGCCAUACAUGAAAAAAAAUAUAAAUAUUCCUCUUAUUUCACAAUAUAAUAAUAUAAAUUAUAAUAAUGUAUCAAACAAAUUCACACUAAAGGUAUUACAUAAUGUAUUAGAUAGUUUAAAAAAACGUUCAUAUGAUGAAGAUCUUUAUAAUAUGUGGAAUCAUGUCUUGAAUGUAGCUAAAAAAGUAUUUGAUCAUAUAUUAAAAGAUUUAUGGCUUUAUAUAGAAGAUUAUAUACUUAAAUAUAAAUAUCAAUAUUAUCAUAUUUGCAUUCAAUAUAAUUAUAUCUGUUUAAAAUCUAUGUACAUUACAUAA
This is a messenger RNA of Plasmodium adleri (nom. inval.), 315 nucleotides long. Its product is annotated as Plasmodium exported protein (PHISTa), unknown function. Bases 1 to 315 code for a protein of 104 amino acids. Lineage: Eukaryota; Apicomplexa; Aconoidasida; Haemosporida; Plasmodiidae. The record is from RefSeq and is a predicted model, not a curated record. The transcript has a single exon.